AUUAUAUUCAGAUUAUAGCUUUAAAAAACAUAGAAAAUGUGGUUAAAAAUACUGCUAGUAGUGGGGUUAAUCGGAUAUGCUAUUGGGCAAGACGAUUUAGUGGACGAAGUGUCCGGUCUGUAUACGAUCGAAGGACGUGUGGUUACCCCAGAAAACUGCUGCGGUCCAAUUGCUCCUAAUCAAGGAGUAGUGCCUGCACUCUCGUCUGGGGGUAACAAAUGGCAAGUGGAUUUAUCCAUAACUAUAAAUGAUGGCGAAUACAGAGGCUAUGUGCGCGAAGAUGGUCAAUUCAUUAUCAGUGGAGUGCCUUCCGGUAGCUAUGUGCUAGAGAUUCAACAUCCAGAUGUGUUCUAUGAGCCCGUUCGGGUAGAGAUUACACCAAAGGGCAAAUUUCGCGCUCGCAAAGUGAACUUUGUUCAACCAGCUCAAGUAAUUCAAGUGCCAUAUCCACUCAGGAUGAAGCCAUUGAUGCGCUUCAAAUACUUCCAAACACGUGAGCAAUGGAAGAUCACCGACUUCCUAUUCAGCCCUAUGGUGCUGAUGAUGGUUUUGCCUUUGUUACUCAUGCUAGUGCUGCCCAAAAUGAUCAAUGAUCCAGAAACUAAAAAAGAAAUCGAAAAUAUGCAAUUUCCAAAAAUGACCAACGAUUUGCCUGAGAUUAGUGAUAUGCUGACCUCAUUUCUAACAGGGAAACAGCCGGAACCCAAGGAAAGUAAGAAACCAGUAACUGCUAAUAAACAAACUAAUAAGAAACGCAAUUAGUUA
This is a messenger RNA of Drosophila willistoni, 765 nucleotides long. It is a transcript of the gene EMC7, whose product is annotated as ER membrane protein complex subunit 7 homolog. Gene Ontology annotation, cellular component: EMC complex. Gene Ontology annotation, molecular function: carbohydrate binding. Lineage: Eukaryota; Metazoa; Arthropoda; Insecta; Diptera; Drosophilidae. The record is from RefSeq and is a predicted model, not a curated record. The transcript is spliced from 4 exons. The coding region runs from base 37 to 762 and encodes 241 amino acids.